Messenger RNA from Symbiodinium sp. CCMP2592, 249 nucleotides. NCBI's taxonomy places the organism in Eukaryota, Dinophyceae, Suessiales, Symbiodiniaceae. The record is from the annotation of a GenBank genome assembly.
AUGCAGGAUGGCAGGGUGGCGUGGUGGCAGUACCUCAACAUCAGAACGAAGAUCACAGAGGUUGAGGAGGAUGACAAGGAGACUUCGCAGCAGGUGCCUCUGCCUCAUAACGACAGCGAGGAGACUCCUCUCGAUCUCAACGCCAGCUCCGAAUGCAAGCUUCCACAGUCCAUGAGGAUAUUGGACGGGUGCACCAACCAUGUCCAAGGAGUUUCGGAGAAAGCCUGGCAGUGGCUGGUAACUUCCUGA